AUGGCGCUUGCUGUUCGCGUGCAUGGCAACUCCUUUCCCUCUCAUCGCACGGCUCGCUCCAUGUUCCGUGGCCUCUCCUGCAGAGCCGACCUGUCUGUCCAGAUGGUGACCCGGAAGGACGCGUGGCGGCGGCGGGGCUACGCGCCGGUGCUCUACGUCCAGUCCCACUGCGACGUCCCCUCUGACCGCGACCGCUACGUGCGGGAGCUCAUGAAGUACAUCCAGGUUGACUCCUACGGGAAAUGCCUGCAGAACCGUGAGCUCCCCAGCGAGCGACUGAGAGACACUGCCACAGCCACAGCGGAAGACGCUGAGUUCAUGACGUUCAUUGCCAGGUACAAGUUUCACCUGGCCAUGGAGAAUGCCAUCUGCGAUGACUACAUGACGGAGAAGCUGUGGCGUCCGAUGCACCUGGGCGCCGUCCCGGUGUACCGAGGCUCCCCAGCUGUGCGGGACUGGAUGCCCAACAACCGCUCCAUCAUUCUGAUAGAUGACUUUGACAGCCCCCAGGAGCUGGCGAAGUACCUUGAUUUCCUGGACAAGAACGGAGAGGAGUACAUGAAGUAUCUAGAGUAUAAAAACGUUGGUGGAAUCACAAACCGGUUCUUGCUGGAGAGCUUGGAGAGGCGGGAGUGGGGUGUGAAUGACAUGACCCUGCCCAACUACCUGAACGGUUUCGAGUGUUUCGUCUGCGACAGGGAGAACGCCCGCUCCAAGGAGGAGCGGGAACACAAGAAGUCUCGGGGGAAGAGUCCAGCCCCCAGACCUCGCAUUGCUCAGUUCAAGCACAUGGGAUGUCCUAUGCCCACCCCCGGGUUUGGAAGUGUUGAAGACCUCUCUGGAGGAGACAGUUGGAAAGAGAUGUGGCUGCAGGAUUAUUGGCAGAGCCUUGAUCAGGGUGAGGCCCUCACUGCUAUGAUUCAUCGCAACGAGUCGCAUCAGGGAAGAUUUUGGGACUAUAUGCAUGAGAUUUUUCGCAAGAGGACGAGGCAACACUGACCCAUCUGUGUAAGAGCUUGAUUUGAAAAUUGCAUUGGAAGGUGAGACUGCAAAGUCUUCUCUCGCUCCAAAUCUUUGCCUUGAAA
Molecule: messenger RNA, 1085 nt
Organism: Opisthocomus hoazin
Lineage: Eukaryota; Metazoa; Chordata; Aves; Opisthocomiformes; Opisthocomidae
Gene: POFUT4
Product: protein O-fucosyltransferase 4
Cellular component (GO): Golgi membrane
Molecular function (GO): alpha-(1->3)-fucosyltransferase activity
Source: RefSeq, a predicted model, not a curated record